AUGUCCCCAUAUUGGCUUGUUUAUGGAAAAACCUGCCACCUACCUCUGGAACUCGAGCAUCGCGCGUAUUGGGCCAUCAAAUAUCUCAACUUUGAUCUUCUCCCAGCGCAGGAAAAGCGCGCCAAAAGAUUGCACGAUCUAACUGAGUUCCGUUAUCUUGCUUAUGAAAGCGCAAAACUCUACAAGGAAAUGAUGAAAUUCUAUCAUGACAGGAAGUGGAAGAAGAAAGAAUUCACUGUGGGAUCCAAGGUUCUUUUAUACGACACUAGGCUCCACUUAUUCCCAGGAAAAUUGAAGUCACGGUGGACUGGGCCUUAUAUUGUCAGACAAGUGCUGCCAAAUGGAGCCACAAGGAUCAAUAAUAUGGAUAACCCUGGAGAAAGAGACUCCUUCCUGGUCAAUAGAGCGAGACUGAAACCCUAUAUCGAAGGACCUGUAUUGCAGCAAGCCAAUGCAGAUGUUAAUCUGGUGGAGGUUCAGAAUCUCGUUCGAUGA
Molecule: messenger RNA, 495 nt
Organism: Andrographis paniculata
Lineage: Eukaryota; Viridiplantae; Streptophyta; Magnoliopsida; Lamiales; Acanthaceae
Exons: 1
Coding region: 1-495 (164 amino acids)
Source: RefSeq, a predicted model, not a curated record